UAUCGAGGAACGAAAAUGCCUGAACCCGCCAAGUCAGCGCCCAAGAAGGGCUCCAAGAAAGCCGUGACCAAGACUGCCGGCAAGGGCGGCAAGAAGAAGAGAAAGACCAGGAAGGAGAGCUACGCCAUCUACGUGUACAAGGUGCUGAAGCAGGUCCACCCCGACACCGGGAUCUCCUCCAAAGCCAUGAGCAUCAUGAACUCGUUUGUCAACGACAUCUUCGAGCGCAUCGCAGCCGAGGCAUCUCGCCUGGCCCACUACAACAAACGCUCCACUAUCACUUCCAGGGAGAUCCAGACCGCAGUGCGCCUCCUUCUCCCCGGUGAGCUGGCCAAGCACGCCGUGUCUGAGGGCACAAAGGCCGUCACCAAGUACACGAGCUCUAAGUAAGCUGACUGCAACUCAGACGUCAACACAACGGCUCUUUUCAGAGCCACACACGUCAUACUGACGAGCAGAAUUCCUGCCGUUAAACAUGCAGCUCACUAUGUUACAACUACUAUAAUCGCGGAUGUGCACCUUUGUGUCACUGGGUGCUAUCAAUCUGCUUUACUGACCCUAGUCUACAGAAAUGUGUUCCGGUUUUUACUUGGUAGUGACUUUGUCUUUCUACAGACACAGCUAAUGAGAUUUUUUUUUUUUUAAAUUAAACACUUGGUAUUAGUUCAAAGAAUACUUUUUUUUCUUCUGCAGUGUGUACAGAAUGCAGCGGCAAGACUUUUAACUGGUACAAACAAGAGGUCACACAUUACUCCAGUUUUGGCUUCUCUUCAUUGGUUGCCUGUAAAUUUUAGGGUUCAUUUUAAAUUUUUAGUUUUA
Molecule: messenger RNA, 819 nt
Organism: Maylandia zebra (zebra mbuna)
Lineage: Eukaryota; Metazoa; Chordata; Actinopteri; Cichliformes; Cichlidae
Product: histone H2B 1/2
Cellular component (GO): nucleosome
Molecular function (GO): structural constituent of chromatin; protein heterodimerization activity; DNA binding
Source: RefSeq, a predicted model, not a curated record